UCAUUUUAACAUAUUGGACAAAAAACUUCGGAAAAUAUGUAGAAUUUUACAAAUAAAAUUUAAAUAUUGAAAUUAUAUUCAAAAUUCUAGUGAAUUAAAUAAAUUAAAAAUUACUGUUUAACUUAUUGAAUAAUUUAAUGUUUGCUAUCUGAGUUUUGUUAGCGAAAAAUUAGUACUUAAAACUUAUUGUGGAAGUAAAUUAGUGUUAUGGUAUCAAACGGUUUCAAAUUGUUUAGUUCUGGCACCAAACAGCAUUGUUCAGAGGUAUUGCGAUUCGAAGAAACUGUAAUUCUUGGUCUACUUCGCUGAGGAGGUAAAGGUGACUGAUUAACUGCCUAUCGCAUCGGAAAUUAGCUCAUUACGGAGAUAUACUGCACAAGUGUGUGCGCAAUACACAGGUGCAUUCUGUUCCUUCACUCUCAUAGUUCGGUGAGACGGCAAUCCGACAUGGUCGGAGAGACAUCAGGCGCAAGACCAACGGUGUUACGUGCUUUCCAACUGAAAUAACAAGAAAUGCUGCAAAUCCCGCGGAAUUUAUGUUUGACUAUCGACGCUCAUCAGAAAUGGCUAGGUUUAUUGAAACAAGCAAAAGAGCUGGUGGAGGACGACUCUGAUCUUCAGGAUAAAGCAGAGAAUGGUUUCCGGAUCAAAGAGCGUGCGUUUCCGCCGGAGUUCCUCGGCAGGCACUACGCAGUGUACUGCUCGCUUAUCAACAGGAUGUAUGACGCGUACCUCAACAGCGUGCAUUUGCAACGAGCGCCGUACAUGCUCGAGAUCAUUGCUGUUUUUAUUAAACGUCUAUAUGAGUUACGAAAUGAAUUAGUACAUUUGAUCGUAAACGACUACAUUUAUUUGGAUGCAGCUCUGGUCCAGCUCAGAUUUGAACCUGCUGACGUCGAGAUAAUAGUGCCUUACCACUUCCCGUUAGAAAGUAGGCCAGAGAGCGCUGAAAACCUUCUUCAAAAGAUGUGGACAGAAGCCGUGAAGAGGAAAAAUAAACCACCGGAGAAGGAAAAAUCCUUUGAGAGAAAACGUAAUCCAUUUGGAGAGGAUGACGACGAACAAGGCAGUGAGAAAGAAUCUAAAGAGUCCAUUAAAGAUGUGGAUGAGAUAACACAAACAAUAUCAGAAGAUUGUACGCAGACACUAAUAAUACAGAAAUGUGAACGUUAUAGACAAUAUUACGUCCAAUACUGCAGAAAUAAAAACCGGCUGCGAAAAUUGUAUUACGCCGAUAAAACGCCAGAAGCUCCGCUGCACAUUAAAAAUAAAGCUGCCAAGUUAAUUCAAAGAGUUUAUAGGCUGUAUAUGAAAGUAAAAAGGAAAAAUAAUGUUAAAAUCCAAGAAGACAUACUGAUCGGAUACAUAGCGGACCCGUUUAAGAAACGUUUGAGCUUGGAAGAGGAGAAUAACAAGAUUUACGAGCGACGUCGCAAAACAAGAAUGAAAUUACAAGAGACGUAUAAUAAAGAGAUGGAAAGAGAAAACAAGAGAUUGAUCCUGUUUAAGAAAAACAACCAGAUUGAUGACAUAACGGAUCAAAUAAAUGUGUGGUUUAAAGAGUGGUACUACGGUUACGGGUUCUUCCCGGAAUAUCCGUUCGAUAUCGAAGGCGGGACCAUGCUGGUGCUGCGCGGGGAAUACCCAACCGUAGAAGAGAAGAGGGAAGAAGAUGAAAAGAUAGAGGCGGCUACGAAAGGAAAGACACCGGAACAACUGAAAACGGAAAAAGAGCAAGCGAAGCUGGAUGCAGCAUUGAAGGCAGAAGCAGAGAAGGAACAGCAGAAGAGAGAAGCGGAACAGCUGUUCAAGUUGAGAUGUAACCCUUUUGCUGACAUUGGGUAUAAAGUAGAGAGCUCUGAACAUAUGGAGAGUUUGAUGCAGGCACUAAACAAGUACCGCGCGGCGUGGUCGAUAUAUGACAAGUUUCCCCCGCAUCAGUGCAGGGACAAUGUGUAUGGAUACAUCAAAUCCAUCAUGACUGACGACCUGAUGUGCCAGCUGCAUCAGGACUGCAGGGUCUACGUCGACGAGCUGAUGAGGGCGGACCAAAAGUUGUUGGUGAAAAUGCACCAAAUAAUGUACAAGAACGUGGGAUGGAAGUAUCCAAAACUGAACCAACGGAAGAAGCCCAAGCCUGCGUCGAUC
Manduca sexta (tobacco hornworm) is the source of this 2148-nucleotide messenger RNA. Its product is annotated as IQ and AAA domain-containing protein 1-like. NCBI's taxonomy places the organism in Eukaryota, Metazoa, Arthropoda, Insecta, Lepidoptera, Sphingidae. The annotation marks the transcript as partial. The transcript is spliced from 15 exons. The record is from RefSeq and is a predicted model, not a curated record.